UCUUUGCUGUUUACAGAGAGAUGUGGAGGAAAUCACUGUCUUCACUUACCCAUAGACCUUUCUCUUCUUCCUCCACAACUGAAAUCCCAACUCUUUACUCUUUCCUUCAACCUACUGUUUUUGCCUUAAAGCCAAACCAACAACCAAAACAAGCCCAAGACUCCACCAAUUCUCAAACAAAAACCCUAACCCAAGAUCAAAAAACCACUCUAGAAACCACCCUUGAGAAAUCCCUCCUCACCCAAAACACUGAUGAAGCCUGGAAGUCCUUCAAGGCCCUCACCACCAACUCCACUUUUCCCAAUAAGCCCCUCACUAACUCCCUCAUUACAUACCUGUCUUCCUUGAAAGACACCCAUAAUCUCAAAAGGGCAUUUGCCUCUGUGGUUUUUGUCAUUGAAAAGAAUCCAAAGUUGCUAUCUUUUGAAACUGUGACUUCUCUUCUGCUUUCCAUGAAAAUUGCCAACACUGCUGCCCCUGCUUUUGCUCUUAUAAAAUGCAUGCUCAAAAACAGGUAUUUUAUGCCUUUUGGCUUGUGGGGUGAUAUGCUUGUUGAUAUUAGUAGGAAAAAUGGUAGCUUUGUUGCAUUCUUAAGCGUUUUCGAGGAAUCUUGUAGGAUAGCAAUUGAUGAAAAGCUGGAUUAUAUGAAACCUGAUUUGGCUGCUUGUAAUGCUGCACUAGAGUGUUGCUGUUAUGAACUUAAAUCAGUUUCUGAUGCUGAAAAAGUUGUGGAAACUAUGUCGGUUUUGGGGGUUCGGCCUGAUGAAUCGAGUUUUGGGUUUCUCUCUUAUUUGUAUGCAUUGAAAGGGCAUGAAGAGAAAAUAGAUGAGUUAAAAAAUUUGAUGGUUGAGUUUGGUUUUUCGAAUAAAAAGAUGGUUUAUGGUAGUUUGAUUGGAGGGUAUGUCAAGUCUGGCAAAAUAGACUUAGUUUCAGCAACCAUUUUGCGUAGUUUGAGAGAAGAUAAUGGGAAAGAUUUGGAUUUCAGUGAUGAAACUUAUUGUGAAGUGGUUAAAGGGUAUCUUCAAAAUGGGGUUAUAAAGAGUUUAGCUUGUUUGAUCAUGGAAGCUCAAAAGUUGCAGUCUUCCGUGAUUGAGGUUGACAAGUCUAUUGGAUAUGGCAUCAUUAGCGCUUGUAUUAAUCUUGGGUUAGCAGAUAAGGCACACAGCAUUCUUGAUGAAAUGAAUGCUCAGGGAGGUUCUGUGGGGCUUGGAGUUUAUGUGCCUAUCUUAAAGGCUUACUGCAAGGAGCUUAGAACUGCUGAAGCUACUCAAUUAGUUAUGGAUAUUAGUAGUUCAGGACUUCAGCUGGAUGCAGAAAUGUAUGAUGCACUGAUAGAAGCAUCCAUGGCAAGUCAGGAUUUUCAGUCGGCGUUUACAUUGUUUAGAGAUAUGAGAGAGGCAAGAAUACCUGAUCUGAAAGGGAGUUACCUUACCAUAAUGACUGGUCUGAUGGAGAAUCAACGGCCUGAGUUGAUGGCCGCAUUUUUAGAUGAAGUUGUUGAAGACCCUCGCAUUGAGGUGAAAACUCAUGACUGGAACUCAAUUAUUCACGCUUUCUGUAAAGCUGGGCGGUUGGAAGAUGCUAGGAGGACUUUCAGAAGGAUGACUUUCCUGCAGUUUGAGCCGAAUGAUCAAACAUAUUUGUCUCUGAUUAAUGGGUAUGUGACUGCAGAGAAAUAUUUCAGUGUUUUGAUGCUAUGGAAUGAGGUUAAAUGGAAAAUUUCAGGUGAUGGAGAGAAAGGCAUCAAGUUUGACCACAACUUAGUUGAUGCAUUCCUAUACGCUCUUGUUAAAGGGGGUUUCUUUGAUGCAGUGAUGCAAGUUGUGGAGAAGUCUCAAGAGAUGAAAAUUUUUGUGGAUAAGUGGAGGUACAAGCAAGCGUUCAUGGAGAAGCAUAAGAAGCUUAAAGUGUCAAAGUUGAGGAGAAGGAGCUUCAGGAAAAUGGAGGCACUUAUUGCUUUCAAGAAUUGGGCUGGUCUGAAUGCAUAAAUAUCGGCAGUAGUCCUGAGAAAUAGAGGAACUUCAAA
Messenger RNA from Theobroma umbraticum, 2026 nucleotides. Lineage: Eukaryota; Viridiplantae; Streptophyta; Magnoliopsida; Malvales; Malvaceae. The record is from RefSeq and is a predicted model, not a curated record.